GUGAAAUAAAAUUUCCUUUGAGGAACGGAAGAAGAAGAGGAAAGGUUAUUGGAGCGAGAGCUUGCUAUGGAAUCGGCGGAGGCGGCGAGGAACGCGAAGGAGACGCUCGAACUGGCCUUCCAGAUGUCGAAUAUUCUGGAGACAGGCCUCGACCGCCACACCCUCUCCCUCCUCAUCGCCCUCUGCGAUCGCGGCGUCAACCCCGAAGCCCUAGCCACCCUCGUCCGCGAGAUCUCCCAGCGGCCCGGCCCUUCGGCACCCUCCGCCACCGCCACCUCCUCCGCCUCUUCUUCCCGUGCAAAUCCCCGCCAGUAGAUGCGCCUUCGUGCCUCCAUUGCUAGGAACUUGAAGAAUUUAUGGCAAACUCAUCAACCAGGCUCAUCUCAUGAUGAGGUUGAUUGUGAUACAGAAAGACAACUGAUAUUGUUCUCAGUGAAAAGCAAGCUCAGUAGAUGAAGGGCAC
Messenger RNA from Zingiber officinale, 463 nucleotides. RefSeq names its product mitotic-spindle organizing protein 1A-like. The coding region runs from base 67 to 315 and encodes 82 amino acids. Gene Ontology annotation, biological process: mitotic spindle assembly; microtubule nucleation by interphase microtubule organizing center; gamma-tubulin complex localization. NCBI's taxonomy places the organism in Eukaryota, Viridiplantae, Streptophyta, Magnoliopsida, Zingiberales, Zingiberaceae. The transcript is spliced from 2 exons. The record is from RefSeq and is a predicted model, not a curated record. Gene Ontology annotation, cellular component: interphase microtubule organizing center; gamma-tubulin ring complex; centrosome.